This is a messenger RNA of Aureobasidium namibiae CBS 147.97, 1125 nucleotides long. RefSeq lists its product as uncharacterized. Gene Ontology annotation, biological process: positive regulation of translation; nuclear-transcribed mRNA catabolic process, nonsense-mediated decay. Gene Ontology annotation, cellular component: cytoplasm; nucleolus. The transcript has 3 exons. NCBI's taxonomy places the organism in Eukaryota, Fungi, Ascomycota, Dothideomycetes, Dothideales, Saccotheciaceae. The annotation marks the transcript as partial. The record is from RefSeq and is a predicted model, not a curated record. Gene Ontology annotation, molecular function: mRNA binding.
CUCACCAAGGAUGAGUUUCUCUCGACCCUCGGCGACGACUGGAAAGUCCCUGGCAACAAGAUUGACUGGCUGGACUAUCGCUGCGGCAAGACAAAGCCUCCCGGAAAGCUGUCUCUGCAGUCGCGCGCAUACCUCCACCUGACCAACGACCAACACGUCAAGCCUUUCGAGGCCCACUUCUUGCAGCUCAGCUUCCACGAUGCCAAAGGUUCCCACAAGGAUCCUCAGCUCAAGCAGCUUCUGCCCUCUCUGGCCUUUGCUCCCAACCAGCGCAUUCCCAGUGUCAAGCAACGCCAGGACGGUCGCCAGGGCACCAUUGAUCAGGACCCCGAAUUCAUUGCCUUCCUCGAGCGCGAGACUCAGCCAGUCACCAAGCCUCUUUCCCUCGAUCAAGCUCUUGCUCAGGAGAAGCCCAAGGACAAGGUCUCGUCUACCCCUCUGUUGGACGACUUGCGCGAGAAGAAGCAGAACAAGGCCAGAGCCAACCAAAAACACAAGGAAGAGAAGCAGUCAGACAAGUCUUCGGCUAGAGGCCGCGACCACAAGUCCGAUGCCAAACAGCCUGUGAAGCUCCUCGCAAAGGACAAGAAGAACCAAACCGCCCAGCCUGUCGCUCCUACCCCGCCAGCCGCUACUCCCGCUUCUGGUCGUAAGCGUGAGCCAAAGGAUUCAAGAUCUGGUCGCAACAAGGAGAAGGCGGCCGCCCAGACUCCUGCACAGGAAAACUCUAAGCCUGCAACUCCUGCUCCCACCAUCUUGAAAAAGCCCGCUCAGCCAGCCGCGCCCAAGGCCCCGAAAGCCGCCAAAGGAAACAACACCUCUGCUCAGGCACCCCCAUCGACUCCCGUUACUGCUAACAAGCAGCCCAAGGCCGCAGCAAAUUCGGGUAGCAGCACUACAAAAGCUUACCUGAAGCACGCAAAUGCUUCUCAAGGCGUGACUGAGCCUCUGCUCCUCGUCGCUCUGUCCGCAUUCGGUCCUGUCGUCAAAGUCGAGAUUGACAAGCGCAAGGGUACUGCUCUGGCUGAGUUCAAGGACAACGAAGGCUUGAAGGCUGCCAUGUCCAAGAAGAGCGUGCCCGUCGCUCAGGGUGCUGUCGAAGUGCUCGAGUACAGAGACAAGCAA